Molecule: messenger RNA, 2130 nt
Organism: Paramecium tetraurelia
Lineage: Eukaryota; Ciliophora; Oligohymenophorea; Peniculida; Parameciidae
Exons: 1
Source: RefSeq, a predicted model, not a curated record
AUGUUCCUAGAAAUAUUGCUUUUCUUUGUUAUACUAAAAAAUUCUUAAACUUAAACCUGCGAAGAAAAAGCAAUAGACAAAAAUAAUUUCUUCAUUUCAAGCUUUACGGAUGCUUUUCUUAUUGAAACAGAUGAGGCAGAUUUUUCAAAAAUUAACGGUAUUGGAUAUGAUGUUUUAAUAUUUGAAUAUUCAUAACAUUAUGAAUUGGAAGGAAUUUUAAUAUCUGCUAAGUUAUUGGAAUCCUUUUAAAAUAAAUCUGAAUUACAAAUUUGCAAUCUCAUUAAUAAGGAGAUUUCAUAUUUUAUAUAAUGUAUAAUUGGAUUAACCUUUAUUUAAGAAGAGAUAGAUCUUAAUUACUCAAAUAAAACUGAAAUCAUUACUUUACCUAAUGAAAUAUGUUAAUCAAUAUUUUAUGACCAAGAACAAAUUUUUACAAUAUUUUGUUACUCAGAAGAGAACUUUUAGUUAAUAUCUGUAAAUUUAGAUAAUUAGGCUUAAUUUUAUUAGUUGUACAAUUAUCCUUAAGACUCUGAACUUAAGCUUUGCACUCCGAUAUCCAUUUAAUUUCAGCCCUUUCAUUAUUUAAUAGGUUAUCUUAAUUGUUCUGACUGGAGAAUUUUUCGAGCCUUAGAUAACAACAUUACCCUUAUUUUAGAUUAAGGGAUUUUAAAUGGAUAUUAGAAUGAUGUUACUCUAACAAAUUUAGUGAAUUUACAAAUAUGCUAGAAGAAUAACAUGUAAAGGUAUUUGGUUUAUGCAUUAUUUGACACAGGGUACGUUAAAUUUGAAGAUAUUAAGGUUUCAGUAUUUCUAUUAAAAACUUAAGAACAUAAAAUCACUUAAUUGAUAUUUGAUCGAUUAUGUAAUGUUGCUAUGUUUGUCGGGUAGGAAGAAUCACUUAUUCCUUUCUAAUAUUAUUCAUAAUACUCCACUAUAACAUUUAGUAAAUCCAUACCUCCUCCUGUGGUACAUGCCCAUGAAUAAUUUAAAAUAUUAUAGCUUGAAAAAACCUUAUAGGUGUUCAUAAAUUAGAAAUUCAUUUAAUAUUAUGAUAUUUCAGGUUUACUUUUAUUUGAUAGAACCUUUAAUUAUUUUUUUGCAAUCCACCCAAGUUUAAAUCAAAUAAAACUUUAUAAAAUUAAACAUCUAUCCAGAUAUCUUUUACCAUAACGUUAAUAUAUUUAUGAUUUUAAUUUGAGAAAUUUUAAUUGUUGUGAUAAGAAAGCUAUCAAAUGCACUAAGAUUAUAAAAUAAGAUCCAUCGACUCUAUUAUAAGAAUAUGAUUUUGGGGUAAAUGAGCAAUACCUUAUUUCACAGAAAUAACAAUCGGAAAUUAAAAUUUUCAUUGAUUACUUAGAAUUCAUGGAUGGAAUACCAUUAUUUUUUGAGGUGCCUCCUGAAUACAAACAUUUAUUAAGUAUUGAUGAAAUGAAAAUCAAAUUUUCAUCAAUAUGUCAAUAACAAUCAACAAUAUAGGAUUCAAAUAUCCUUUUUUUUGAUGCUUCAAUUAAAAUAUUUAUAUUUUAAGAUUAGAAAAAUAUUUACUUCUAUAAUUGUACUUAAUAAAGAUUAUUUCGUCAUGAAUAGAUUCAAAACAAAUCUGUAUUUACUACUAAAAAUUAUGUUAUUAUUAUAGAUGGAAUGUUAAAUCUAAUAAAUAUUAUCGUCAUGUAAUAGCAAUCUAUAAAAAAGCACCUUAUAAAAAUUGAUUCUGAAAUAAUAAAUGCUAAGUUAAUCUUAAAUUAUAUAUUCAUAACUUUGAAAGAUAAGGAACCCUUAAUUAUUGAAAUUUAAUCAGAUGACAAAAUUUUGUACAAUUCUGUAAGUAGUAAUAAAGAUGAUAUAUUGUUUUAUUUUAAAGAUUAUAAUUCAAGUCAGAUAUAUUAAGUUAAGGACUACCUUUUAAUUCAAAAAAAUAACUAUAUUUUAAAAAUUAAGUUUCUUGACUGGAAAAUACUUGGAUUCAAUUCAAAUUUAAACCUUUUUGUAUUACAUGAAAUAGAUUUGAUUUAACUCUAAAAAUUUGCACAAUAAAUUAGAAUGAGGUAAUAUUUUUAUAAAAUCUUGAUCUAUUUGAUUUUUCCAUUUAUUAACCUUUAACGUACUCUUUUUGUCAUUCUAGUUUAUUGA